Cladocopium goreaui is the source of this 5895-nucleotide messenger RNA. Lineage: Eukaryota; Dinophyceae; Suessiales; Symbiodiniaceae. The record is from the annotation of a GenBank genome assembly.
AUGUCCACAGCGUGGAGAAUAUCGCUGCUGUUGAUUUGCGUGGGAGCUGCGGUCUCCAUCGCGCUGAAAGCAACUAGCGUGUGCGCAGCAGAACCAGGCGAGUCGGAUUUCGAAUCGCACGUCGCACCGAUCCUCAUCAAACGCUGCCUCGAAUGUCACAACGCCACCGAGGCGGCCGGCGAACUCGUGCUCACUUCACAAGCAACACUCGAACAAGGCGGAGCCAGCGGUGAGGCUGUCAUCCCAGGCGAGCCAUCGGAAAGCUAUUUGCUCGAACGCAUCCUUUCCGGAGAUAUGCCCCCGGAGAAGAACGGUCAACCGCAACCCCUGCCCCAAGCUGAGAUCGACCAGCUUACUGCCUGGAUUCGCGACGGGGCCCGCUGGCCGGCCGCUCGCGUGCUUGAGCAAUACGAAGCCACGAGCGACGUCCGCGGCGGCCUCGACUGGUGGUCGAUUCAACCCCGCCAGCGACCCGAAGUCCCGUCGGUUGCCAACUCCGAUCAGGUGAACAACGCCAUCGACGCCUUCAUUCUCGCGCGUCUCGAAAGUGAGGGCAUGACACUCGCCCCGCCGGCCGACACGCGAACGUUAAUCCGCCGCGCCUUCUUCGACCUCACAGGGCUUCCCCCCACCUACGAACAGAUCGAAGCCUUCGCCGCCGAUCCCUCGCCCGACGCGUACGAGAACUUGAUUGACCAACUACUAGAUUCCCCUCAGUACGGCGAACGUUGGGCCCGGUACUGGUUAGACCUGGUGCGUUUCGCCGAAACCUGCGGUUACGAGCGUGAUCAAACCAAGCCGAACGUAUGGAAGUAUCGCGACUGGGUCAUUCGCUCUUUGAACGAAGACAAACCCUACGAUCGCUUCAUCGAAGAACAACUCGCCGGCGACGAACUGCCCGACCGUUCGGAAGAAACGGUCACCGCCACCGGCUUCCUCCGCGUCGGCACCUGGAACGACGAACCCAACGAUCCGUUCGAGUACAAGUUCGAGCGACUUGACGACCUUGUGCAUGCCACCAGCACCGCAUUCCUCGGCGUAACCGUGAAGUGCGCCCGUUGUCACGAUCAUAAGUUCGACCCCAUCCCGCAGGUCGACUACUACCGCAUGGCGAGCAUCUUUUGGCCCGGCUACAUCCAGCCGGGCGAUCGCGGACUGCUCGGCGGCCCCAGCCCCGAAGCUCUCGGCUACGACGUGUUCGGUUGGACCGAUGCCACCCGCGAGCCAGAACCGCUGCACUUGCUGAUCAAAGGCAACCCCCAUCAGCCAGGGCCGGAGGUCACUCCUGGCGUCCUGUCGAUGAUCCCCAUACUCGAGCGACCAAUCGAUCCGCCUACAGACGCGGCCACCACUUCGCAGCGCCGCUUACAGUUGGCCCGUUGGAUUGCCGAUCCCGCGAACCCUUUAACCGCGCGGGUAAUGGUCAACCGCUUGUGGCAACAUCACUUUGGAGAGGGCAUCGUACGAACGCCCAACAACUUUGGGUUCACCGGCGCACUGCCCACGCAUCCUGAGCUGCUCGACUACCUGGCCGAAGAACUGAUCCAGCACGACUGGAAGCUGAAACCACUCCACAAGAAGUUGAUGCUUUCGGCCACGUAUCAGCAGGCGUCGCAACAUCCCCUGCAAGACGCCUACGCCGAGAGUGAUCCUGGAAAUCAACUCUGGUGGCGGUUCUCUCGUCACCGCCUCGACGCUGAGGCAAUUCGCGACACGAUGCUCAGCGUCGCUGGCCUGUUGGACUUGCAGUUGGGCGGUCCCAGCUUCCAUCCGCACAUCAGCCCCGAGGCCCUCGAAGGCCUCUCAAAGAAGGAUGAAGCUUGGGAGGAAUCCCCCGCCGAAGACCGCUGGCGGCGAAGCAUCUACAUGUUCACAAAACGGGCCCUGCUUCCACCGCUAAUGACAACGUUCGACUUUUGCGACACCACCCAGCCCUGCGGCCAGCGCGACAUCACCACCGUACCCACCCAGGCCCUGGCCCUGUUGAACAACGGCUUCGUCCACGAGAUGAGCGAUGCUCUCGCCGAGCGCGUGCAAGACGAAGCCGCCGACGAUCUCUAUCAACAAGCCAACCGUGCCUGGCGACUGACCCUGGGGCGUUACCCAUCGUCCACCGAACUUCAGGCCGCCGUCGAACACCUCCAGUCGCAGGCCGAAUACUUCGCCGACACAAACGACACUGACUCUACAGAGUCUCCGCCGGAGUUCCUGGCUUUGGCCUCCCUGAACACGCCCUUAGUCAAGCCACCGCGAGUCGCCAUCAUGCCCAGCAAUAACAAACGACCUGCCUUUCCCUGCGGCGUAACGCGUCGUGAGUGCGUAUGGCAAAUGGGUGCUGGCUUCGUUGGCCUGGCGUUGGCCGACCUGCUGGGGCGCGAUGGUUUCUUCGAUCGCCACGCGACGGCCGGAGAACUUCCGACGAGCGAAAAUCCCUUGGCGGCCCGAGAGCCGCAUUUUCCGACCAAGGCCAAAAGUGUCAUCUUCCUGCUGAUGAACGGCGCACCCAGUCAGGUCGACACGUUUGAUUACAAGCCCGACCUCGAGAAGUACGCCGGGCAACCACUUCCCGAGGACAAGAAGUACAUCAACUCCGGCGGUCGCAAGGUGGGCUACCUCACGCCGGCCUUCCGCAAGUUCCGCCCCGGAGGCGACAGUGGAUUGCUCAUCUCCGAUUACUUCCCUCACACCCGCGAACAUGCCGAUAAGCUGGCCGUCAUUCGUUCCUGCCAUGCCGACAGCCAUGCCCACGGGUCGGCCCUGGUGCAGAUCAACACCGGCAGCACGUUCAUCGGCCGGCCAUCGCUAGGUAGCUGGUGCAGCUACGGACUGGGAACCGAAAAUCAGGACCUCCCGGCCUACGUCACGAUUCUCGACAAUCGCGGCGGCCCCAUCAGCGGGCAGCCCAAUUGGUCCAGCGGGUUCAUGCCGGCCACCUAUCAAGGCACCCUGUUCCGUCCCGUGGGCGAUCCGAUUCUCGAUCUUCGCGGCCCCAAACACAUCGACCGCCAAGCCCAACGCGAGCAACUCGACCUGUUGGCCCAGCUCAACGAAGAGCACCUGAAGCAACGCAAAGGUGGCAGCGAACUGGCCGCGCGAAUCAACAGCUACGAACUCGCAUUCCGCAUGCAAGCCGAAGCCCCCGAGGCCGUCGACCUGGCCAGCGAAGACCAGCGAACACUCGACGCCUACGGAGUUGGCAAAGAACCUACCGACGAAUUCGGCCGCAACUGCAUCGUGGCCCGGCGUCUGGUCGAACGCGGCGUUCGCUUCGUGCAGUUGUACUCCGGUGGCGGACACCUGGAAGACACUUGGGACGCGCACAAAAGUAUCGAAGCCAACCACGGGCAGCACGCAGGCGAAACCGAUCAGCCCAUCGCCGCGCUGUUAGCCGAUCUCGAACAACGGGGCCUGCUCGACAGCACGCUCGUGGUCUGGGGCGGUGAGUUCGGCCGCAUGCCGUUCAGCGAAGGCCAAGGUGAACCGGGUCGCAACCACAACCCUUACGGCUUCUCGAUGUGGAUGGCCGGCGGUGGCGUUCGCGGCGGCGUGGCCUACGGAGAAACCGACGAGUUCGGCUUCGAAGCCGUCAAAGACAAGGCCCACGUGCACGACAUUCACGCCACCAUCCUUCAUCUUUUGGGUAUCGACCACGAACGCCUGACCUACUUCCACCAAGGUCGCGAAGAAAGCCUCACCGAUGUCCACGGUCGGGUGUUGAAAGACAUCAUCGAUUGCCGUAGACGCUGCUUCAUCCAUCACUAUGCUGUGCGUUACUGGGGUCACCCCACUUACGGCUGGCCACUUAACCACGACCUAUUCGCGACCGCACUAAGGCAUCCGAUGAAAGUCCUGCGAAAAGCCCUGCUCGACGGAUCGUUUCUGCUCGAUAUCGAAGCACACGACAUGCGUUCGAUUCUGCAGAAAACGCUCAGCUUCGUGGUCGCGCGUGGAAUGUUGCCCGACGAUCGACGGCAAGAUGUCGAAGAUGCUUUGAUGGAGCGCGAAGGGCAGGCCUCAACCGCUAUCGGUAAUGCGGCCGCGGUCCCUCAUGCCUAUCUCGAUGCCUUCAAAGAGCCGGUCGUUGUCUUCGUCCGCCUGGCCCAUCCGGUGAACCUGGGAGCACCCGACCAGGUACCCACGCGGUUUGUCUUCGUAUUGUUGGGUCCCACCAGUUCAGUCGCGCGGCAUCUCGAUCUGUUGGCCACCAUCGCCCGCUUGAUGGUCGACGACGAAUUUCGCUUCGAGGCCCGACACGCCCGCACCCAGCUCGACUUGAUCGAAGCGCUCGACCAUUUCGUCGCACGAAAUGCCCCCGAGCCGAUUCGCAAAGAGACCCCGAUUCCCGAGUCGUUGGAAUACACCGGCCGACCCUUCGGCGGAAUCAUCAACGACAUCCGUCGCCGCUGGCCAUGGUAUAUCAGCGACUUCACCGACGGACUGCAUUCGAAAAGCGUCGCCUCGACCCUGUUUCUGUUCUUCGCCUGCCUGGCCCCGACGGUCACCUUUGGCGGCAUCAUGGGCGAGUUGACCGGAAAUCAAAUCGGGCCGGUCGAGAUGAUCAUCGCCACCGCCUUCGGAGGUGUGUGCUAUGCGCUAUUUGCUGGCCAGCCGCUAAUCAUUCUCGGCGGCACCGGACCGCUACUGAUUUUCAUCAGCAUGCUCUACGCCCUUUGUGUGAAGCUGGGGCUCGAAGAGAACUUCCUGCAAGUGUUCUGCUGGGUUGGUCUCUGGACAUCGCUGCUGGUAAUCAUCAUGGCCGUGACCGACGCCAGUAGCUUCCUCAGAUAUUUCACCCGCUUCACCGACGAAAUCUUCGCAGCCCUGAUUUCGCUCAUUUUCAUCUCCGCUUCUCUCGAAGCGGUCUUCAACAUCUUCAGCGACGUGUACGCCCAAGAGGAGGUAAGCCACGAUGAGGCCCUGGUCCCCCUGGUGCUGGUGGCCGGCACGUUCUACAUCGCCAUCUCGUUAUCCCGCUUCCGACGUAGCCGGUACCUGCUUCCUCAAAUGCGCGAGUUCCUGGCCGACUUUGGGCCGGCAAUCGCGCUGGGCAUCAUGACCGCGGUGGCCGUCCUGUGGUUCAACGAUGUGAAUAUGGCUCGCUUGCCGGCACCCGAAUCGAUUCGCCCCACAACCGAACGAGCCUGGUUGAUCAAUCCAUUCGAAGCCCCCAAGUGGAUCUGGUUCGCCUCGCUGGGGCCGGCGCUAUUGGGGGCCGUCCUGGUCUAUGUCGACCAGAACAUCACCGCGCGACUGGUCAACAGCCGCGACCACAAGCUGCGAAAAGGCGAGUCCUACCACUACGAUCUGGCCAUUGUCGGCGUACUGGUUGGCAUUUGCUCGAUGUUCGGCCUCCCUUGGCUCGUGGCCGCCACCGUGCGUUCGCUCAAUCACGUGCGGAGCCUGGCCACAUUCGAAGAGGUGGUCGCCAAAGGGGGCGACGUGCGAGAACGCGUGAUUCACGUCCGCGAAACCCGCGUGACAGGCAUGGCCAUUCACCUGUUCCUGGGCCUUUCGAUUCUGGCCCUGCCGCUACUACGGACGAUUCCCAUGUCGGUCCUUUACGGACUGUUCUUCUUCAUGGGCAUCGUGUCGCUCAGCGGAAACCAAUUCAUGGAACGGCUAAGUCUCUGGCUCACCGAUCCCGAUCUCUACCCCGCCACGCACUACAUUCGUCGCGUGCCGAUGAAGACGAUCCACAAAUUCACGCUGCUUCAACUCGCUUGCCUGGCGGUGUUGGGCCUCAUCGAACUAACGCCCGCGGGCCUGUUGUUUCCGCUGCUGCUGUUGCUGCUGGUUCCCGUGCGGUUCAUCGCCGGGCGGUACUUCUCCCCCGAGGCGCUCGCAGCCCUCGACGCCGAGGAGGAACCAGACCAAGAAGAAACCCACUGGGUUUAG